This is a messenger RNA of Rhodamnia argentea, 1293 nucleotides long. RefSeq names its product purple acid phosphatase 3-like. The record is from RefSeq and is a predicted model, not a curated record. Lineage: Eukaryota; Viridiplantae; Streptophyta; Magnoliopsida; Myrtales; Myrtaceae. Gene Ontology annotation, molecular function: ferrous iron binding; ferric iron binding; acid phosphatase activity. The transcript is spliced from 7 exons. The coding region runs from base 144 to 1130 and encodes 328 amino acids.
CAGCUUUACGUGUAAAGAAGCAACUCUUUCCUUUCCUAGUUUUUCCAACUUUACCUUCAUCCUCUCUCCCUCUCUCUUCCUCCUCCUCCUCCUCCUUCCUCUUCUUCUGGUGCCAGAUUUUAACUCAAAACAGAACCCCCGCCAUGGCUGCUUUGUGGAACAAGCUCCUGGUUCUUGGGUUCGUCCUAGGGUUUUGUUUGGUCUCGUCCUCGGGUGAGCUCGAGCGGUUCGAGGAGUCGCUGAAAGGGGAUGGGUCGCUCACCUUCUUGGUCGUCGGAGAUUGGGGAAGACGGGGCGACUACAACCAAACAGAAGUUGCUCACCAGAUGGGAAUAAUUGGAGAGAAGCUAGACAUCGACUUCGUGGUCUCCACGGGCGACAACUUCUACGAAGACGGGCUCACGGGCGUGGACGAUCCGGCUUUCCACGAGUCCUUCGUCGACAUCUACACACAUCCCGGCUUGCAAAAGCAGUGGUAUAGCGUCUUGGGGAAUCAUGACUACAGGGGCGACGUCGAGGCACAGCUGAGCCCAAUCCUUAGGAAAAUGGACAGCAGAUGGCUUUGCUUGCGAUCCUUCAUCAUCAAUGCCGAGAUCGUAGAGAUGUUCUUCGUGGACACGACUCCUUUUGUGGACAAGUACUUCACGAAGCCAAAAGGUUCGGUCUAUGACUGGAGCGGUGUACUGCCCAGAGAGCGUUACCUCUCCAAUCUCCUCAAGGACGUGGAUUCGGCUCUGAGAGAGUCGAGAGCGAGAUGGAAGAUCGUAGUAGGUCAUCACACCAUCAAAAGCGCCGGACAGCACGGCAACACCGAGGAGCUCAACGCUCGGCUUCUUCCCAUCAUUCAGGCAAACAACGUUGAUCUCUACAUAAACGGCCACGACCACUGCUUGCAACGCAUCAGAACUGCCGACAGUCCAGUCCAGUUCCUGACCAGUGGAGGUGGAUCCAAGGCGUGGAGGGGCGACAUCAGCUGGCCGAAUCCGGAAGAGCUCAAGUUCUAUUACGACGGUCAAGGAUUCAUGACCAUGCAAGUCACGGAGGCCCGGAUCGACGCCAUCUUCUACGACAUCGGAGGCGAGGUUCUUCACCGCUGGAGCACUACCGAUCCUUUUUUCUCCAUCGUAUGAGCAACCGCCGCCACUUGAAAAGUUAUGAUUAUGUAAUGUCAAAUUUCAACUAAGUGGCUAAUGUAAAAGUUUAUCAUGUUUUGUAAGUAGGUAUGUAGUUAUGCCUAGCUUAAUGCAAGAAUUUCAGCAAUGAGACUAUUAUGUUUGGAGUUACUUACAAAUA